AGCCAUUCCUCUGGCCAUCUUCCAGGCUGAGCCCAGCGUAAAGAAACACUUCCUCCGUAAGUGGUUGAAGAUGCCCAGCCUGCAUGACUUGGACAUCCGCUCUAUCCUUGACUGGAGUUAUUACAUAGAGAGGUUGGGCAGCGCCAUCCAGAAAAUCAUCACCAUCCCUGCAGCUCUUCAGCAGGUUAAGAAUCCAGUGCCCAGAGUGAGGCACCCUGACUGGCUUCACAAGAAACUCCUGGAGAAAAAUGAUAUCUACAAGCAAAAGAAAAUCAGUGAGCUGUUCACCAGCGAGGGCAAGAGACAG
Epinephelus moara (kelp grouper) is the source of this 307-nucleotide messenger RNA. RefSeq names its product DNA polymerase epsilon catalytic subunit A-like. Gene Ontology annotation, molecular function: DNA binding; single-stranded DNA 3'-5' DNA exonuclease activity; DNA-directed DNA polymerase activity. The transcript has 3 exons. The record is from RefSeq and is a predicted model, not a curated record. The annotation marks the transcript as partial. Gene Ontology annotation, cellular component: epsilon DNA polymerase complex. Gene Ontology annotation, biological process: mitotic cell cycle; leading strand elongation; DNA replication. NCBI's taxonomy places the organism in Eukaryota, Metazoa, Chordata, Actinopteri, Perciformes, Serranidae.